Paralichthys olivaceus (Japanese flounder) is the source of this 4295-nucleotide messenger RNA. Lineage: Eukaryota; Metazoa; Chordata; Actinopteri; Pleuronectiformes; Paralichthyidae. The record is from RefSeq and is a predicted model, not a curated record.
GCCCCGGCUCCAGCUCCCCCCCCCCUCACGUCCCCACCCCUCCGCUUCAUCCAUUGUUGGGCAACAGCCUGCGACAUCGAAACAAUCGUGACCGAAACUUUCCAGACACCAUGACGAGCAUCAACACAGCAAACAUCAACUUUAAAUGGGAUCCAAAGAGCCUAGAGAUCCGCACUCUUGCAGUGGAGAGGCUGCUGGAGCCCCUGGUCACCCAGGUAACUACUUUGGUAAACUCCAGCAACAAAGGUCCAUCUAACAAGAAGAAGGGACGCUCAAAGAAGGCUCAUGUUUUGGCUGCUUCAGUGGAAACUGCUACCCAGAACUUCUUGGAGAAAGGAGAAAAGAUUGCAAAGGAAAGUCAGUUCCUUAAGGAUGAGCUGACUGCAGCCGUGGAAGAUGUCCGCAAGCAAGGUGAGUCCAUGCGCCAGUCUUCUGGAGAAUUUGCAGAAGACCCCUGCUCUUCUGUGAAGAGGGGUAAUAUGGUUCGUGCUGCCAGAGCCCUCCUGUCAGCAGUCACACAUCUCUUGGUGCUUGCUGACAUGUCUGAUGUCUAUAAACUUCUACUUCAACUGAAACUGGUGGAGGACAAUCUGGUGAAAGUGCGUAAUGCAGGAACAGAACAGGACCUGGGAAUCCAAUAUAAGGCCUUGAAACCAGAGGUGGACAAGCUUAACAUCAUGGCUGCAAAGAGACAACAGGAACUGAAGGACGUCCAGCACAAGGACCAAAUGGCUGCUGCUCGUGGGGUUCUCCAGAGGAACAUCCCCAUGCUGUACACAGCGUCCCGUGCUUGCCUCCAGCACCCCGAUGUGGCAGCCUACAAGGCUAACCGUGACCUCAUCUACAAACAGCUGCAGCAUGCAGUCUCGGGAAUCUCCAACGCCGCUCAGGCCACCGCAUCUGAAGACUCUGCACUCAGUCAGCCAGCAGGGGGUGGCGAGCUUGCCUAUGCCCUCAACAAUUUUGAUAAACAAAUCAUCGUGGACCCUCUGGCGUUUAGUGAGGAGCGUUUCCGUCCCUCCCUGGAGGAGCGCCUUGAGAGCAUUAUCAGUGGUGCUGCCCUCAUGGCCGACUCAUCUUGCACACGUGAUGACCGCAGGGAGCGCAUCGUGGCCGAAUGUAAUUCUGUGCGCCAGGCUCUUCAGGACCUUCUGUCCGAGUAUAUGGGCAAUGCUGGAAGGAAGGACAGGAGUGAUGCUCUGAACACAGCCAUUGACAGGAUGACAAAGAAAACCAGAGACCUUCGCAGACAGCUGCGUAAAGCUGUAAUGGACCAUGUCUCAGACUCUUUUUUGGAGACUAAUGUUCCCCUUUUGGUGCUGAUCGAAGCUGCGAAGAACGGCAACGAGAAAGAAGUCAAGGAAUAUGCACAGGUGUUCCGCGAACAUGCCAACAAGCUGAUCGAGGUUGCCAACCUGGCAUGCUCCAUCUCAAACAAUGAGGAGGGAGUGAAACUGGUUCGCAUGGCAGCAUCUCAACUGGAAACUCUAUGCCCACAGGUGAUUAAUGCAGCGUUAGCCCUUGCUGCCAAGCCCAACAGUAAGGUGGCCCAGGACAAUAUGGAUUUGUUCAAGGAGCAGUGGGAGAAGCAGGUUUGCGUCCUCACUGAUGCUGUUGAUGACAUAACAUCCAUUGACGACUUCCUUUGUGUGUCUGAGAACCACAUCCUGGAGGAUGUGAAUAAGUGUGUCAUCGCUCUGCAGGAGAAAGAUGUUGAUGGGUUGGAUCGCACUGCUGGGGCGAUUCGAGGCCGAGCUGCAAGAGUCGUCCAUGUGGUCACUUCUGAAAUGGACAAUUAUGAACCUGGAAUCUACACAGAGAAAGUGUUGGAAGCAACCAAGCUCCUCACUGACACAGUCAUGCCACGGUUCACCGAGCAAGUGGAGUCUGCGGUGGAGGCUUUGAGUUCAAAUCCUUCACAACCUGUGGGUGAGAACGAGUUCAUUGACGCAUCCCGUCUGGUAUAUGAUGGCAUUCGCGACAUCCGCAAGGCUGUCCUCAUGAUCCGAACCCCAGAAGAGUUGGACGACUCUGACUUUGAGGCUGCAGAGUCUGAAAUUCGCAGCAGGACCAGCGUGCAGACAGAGGAUGACCAGCAUUUUGCUGGCCAGAGUGCACGGUUACGAACAGGACCAAGAGGAAAAGGGCCACUGAAGAAUACGUCUGAUGUCAUCAGUGCUGCCAAAAAAAUCGCAGAGGCAGGAUCAAGAAUGGACAAGCUGGGCCGCACCAUCGCUGACAAUUGCCCCGACUCUACCUGCAAGCAGGACCUGCUGGCCUACCUGCAGCGUAUCGCCCUGUACUGUCACCAGCUCAACAUCUGCAGCAAAGUCAAGGCCGAGGUUCAGAACCUGGGAGGAGAACUGGUGGUGUCAGGGCUGGACAGCGCCAUGUCGCUCAUCCAGGCUGCAAAGAACCUGAUGAACACAGUGGUGUCCACCGUCAAGGCCUCCUACGUGGCAUCCACUAAGUACCAGAAGAGCAAAGGCAUGGAGUCCCUCAAUAUGCCGGCCAUCUCCUGGAGGAUGAAAGCUCCCGAGAAGAAGCCUCUGGUGAAGAGAGAGAAGCAGGAUGACCAGACCAACAGAGUCAAGAGAUCCUCGCAGAAGAAACACAUCAACCCUGUGCAGGCUCUGAGCGAGUUUAAAGCCAUGGAUAGCAUCUAGACUCGUCUGCAUUUGAUUCCAGACAACACAAAAUAUCGACCAGUGAGUUUAUAUAGAGAUCGAGCUCGUCGUUCUUUCAAAGAGAAAAAAAUGUUUUAACAUAUUUGUUCUAUCUUCCUAUAGACGGCUUGUUUGUUUGACCAAUUAUAUUCCUACACGGCCUCAUUUCUCUUCCAUAAGUUCAGAUGUGCUCUAGUCUGUAGUAUUAAUUGUCUCUUAUCUGGAAAAUACAGUCAGAGGGAAAUCAACUGGACAAAGGCAUUUUUUAAAAAUAUUUUUCCUUUUUCUCUCAUGUUAAUUAGAGGAAAGGGUGUGGAUUUCAUAGAUGAUAUCAUGAUUAAUUCCAGGAGGCAUUUAAUUGUUUUGUUCUAACCAGUUUUAAAGUAAUAGUAUGGGGUCUCUGGUGUUUUACGCUAUAAUGUUUGAUUAAGGCAAAACAUACCCUCUGUACUGCAGAUGUCAACUAUGCAAAUUCUCAACUGCCUUAUUGUAGUUCACAUGGAUGUGCUGGGUUAAUAAUAGAUAUAAAUAUGUUCUGGUUCAACCUUAAAGAACCAAACUCAAUAUAUUUCCAUGUUUUCUUACAUUUUUCUAACUGUAUACAUUGUUAUGCCACUAUAAACAGUCACAUAAGUUUAAACUGACUAUAAACACUAUUUUCAAAAUCAUGAUUUAUGAUUUAUAAGCACCCUGUUAACAUUUGGACUGAUAAUGUUGUUUUUUUUUUAAUUUAAGCAUCUCACAUUCAUUUUUCUUGAUGUUUUUUUUUUUAUGUUCACAUGAUGCAGCAAACCAAAGGUCUUCUCUGCCUUCUGUUUUGCUACAGGACUGGUACAUGUCCCCUAUCGUAAACUCGGGGUACACACAUCUACGCAGUCCAAACUUUGUAAAGAAGCCUCAUUGCUGCUCAGUGAAGGAGAACCCAGUGGACUAAACAAUGACUCGACCACGUGCUGGUACUCCCCACAGCAGAUGAGCUUCAUUAAAUGUCAAUGAGACCAAACACUUCCACAAUCUCAGAAUGAGACCAGCUUGAGGGAUCAAUAUGUUUUGUCUCCACAGUUAGGAGGUAGUCGAGGAAAAGAGGGGAUUUCAAUGACUUUUAAGUCUCCUUGUUUGUCUUCCUACAUUUACUCUAAUCAAGAUUUUGUUAUGUCAAGCACAAUCUUAACAAAAGAAACUAGAAACAAGUUGCGAGGUGUUGGAGCUUUAAAAUGAAACAGGAGAAAGUUGGGGGUUGUGUACUUCAGGCAACAACUGUGGGGUGGUCACUGUGCUGCCUCUUCUGCGCAUUGUACAAGCGAGGCUCUGAAAUCCUGCUGCUUCGGACGUGGGGCUGAAUCUUUUGUUUGGCUCGUUUGACAUCUGUGAACUAUAGCAGGGUGAGCAGGUAUAUGGUUAUUUGAUAGGUGGAUUUUUUAUACUGUAGAACUGAGUGUUUCCAGUAUGUUUUUCCUCCCAGUUUGUUUUCCUUAUGCUGUAUUAGAGUUUGGAUUUCAAUCUGGAGUGACAUCAAACUUCUUUGCUGUGGAUUUGUUUUUUGUUAUUGAGAGCUGACUUAUUAGUGCACACGUUUCUCAUAUUCAUGUGCCCGCUUUAUAUCCUAAUAAACAAUUGAAAUUAAACCAA